Molecule: messenger RNA, 2864 nt
Organism: Daphnia pulex (common water flea)
Lineage: Eukaryota; Metazoa; Arthropoda; Branchiopoda; Diplostraca; Daphniidae
Exons: 9
Coding region: 150-2678 (842 amino acids)
Molecular function (GO): protein binding
Source: RefSeq, a predicted model, not a curated record
UCCUCAUUCAGUUGUAAAUUCAACCGCCGCGUCAAUAAAACAGCAAUAAUAUAGCUGACACCAUUUCUUCUUCAUUUAACUUUUGCUGUCGUAUAUUCUGAUCUACAAAUCGCCUCAGCACGAAUAAUUCUAUACAGCACAUUUUUUGAAUGGGAAUGGCCGCAAUUGUGACGAGGUGCAUCGUCACCAUUUUUUUGGUUUAUUCCGUUUGCUGCUGUAAUUGCCAAUCAGACGGCAACCCCAGCGUUUGUUCUUCUUGGACCAAACUGCAAAUCUCACCGGAUCCGUUCACUUCGAUGGAGUACGGCAACUUUUUCAUCGACAUUUACGAACACACAAACAACAAGAAAUCGGCGACUGCUGCCAGCGAGAAAAAAUAUUUCUAUUCACCCAUUGGGCUGUUGGACAACCAAAGUGCAGUGAGUACUUACAACAGGAUUACGAAACAGCCAGAGAUGAGAUUCCGCAUUGAAAUGUGGAACGACAAAGUCCAAAAACAAGUUGUGAAAUAUUUGAGUGAAAUAGUGGGCCAUGAAAUCAAAUCCAAUAAAGUGAGAGUCAUUCCCUUAGAAAAGUUUAUCCUCAAAAGCAAAAGACCAACAGUGGAUUAUUCACUACCGGAGUGGACAAAGUAUGAAAAGAGCAAAACCCUGAGGAUUUCUCUGUCUUGUUAUGACCAGAAAUUCUGCGACGAAAUGGCCAGUGAAAUGCGAUCCGUUCCCGAGCAUUUUGACCACUUUGAACUCUUCUACAGUUUGUCAUCGGAGGCGUCGCACAUCAAACAGGCCACCAUCAAUGUCGACAGUGUUACUUCAGGCCAAAUGGUCACCAGACUUUUACAGAAAUUUGGGGGCCAAAACGAAGUUUUUCUCUCGAACAACGACGAGAGAAAAAUGCUGACGGAAAUGGCCAACAAAAUUCAAAUGAACACAUUUGCUGACUCCGAAGUCGGCUCCUCAGACGCGGAGAUUAUAAUCUAUUCUUUUCUAAAGGAUUUGUUGGUCAUGUCCAGGACGACCAUUAAAGAACAAAGUGACGAAAUGUGGAACUCUGUUUUCUGGAACGAAGACAAUUACCGGCCUGACAGGACAACGAGAAUUUUGAACGAAAUCGUCAAUAAACUGAGCACCGAAACUCGGAAGAAACUGGCGGACAUGUUUCAAAAAGUGGUGAAGCAAACAGAAAAAUCAACUUCAAGUAAUAAAGGCGUCGAGAAAAGACGAGAGGUGCAAUUCAACCUCAAACAAAUGGAGAAAUGGGAACUCGUCAAAAAUCAGUCGGAUGAGCUAAACAGAACUUUUGAGAAUAAAGAAAAAUUUCAUCACAACUACGACUCAAACAGUUGGACUGAUGUGGACACAAUCAGUUUGACCAUUUCAAGGGAAAUGGCAAACGAUUCUGACAGUUCCGGACGGGUUGAAAUUUCGAAAGAAGAUGUGAAAAGGUUAUUACAAGAAAGUAAAAACCACGUCCAAUGGGACGAAGAAAAAUUUGUGCCCAAACCCAUGCAACUGAGCCAAAUCAAUUUGGGCAAAUUUAGUGAUUCCCAAUCCUUUCAGGAUCGCAACGUCCGCGUCCGUUACACAAACGCUGAACUGUCGGCGUCAAUCAAAUUUGUAGAACAUGCCGAAUUGACUGUCACUGACGAAUGGAAUAAUCUCAAGGAGGAACUCAAAGACACUGUGAUGACGUUGGUGAAAACGAAUACCGAACUUGGUCAUUUGAAGACUGAUGUAAUAGAUUUAACUAAUAAAUCAGAAGCGUGUAAGCAGGAGUUGAUGAAAACCAAAACCGAGUUGGAGAACAAUUUCAGCAAAAACGUCCGUGAUUUAUCAACAAAGUUAAAUUCAACUGGAAAAGAAUUGAGAGAAGAUAUCAUUGAGAUCAAGACCAGUGCCGGAAAAUUAUCAACUGAACUCAAAGUAUACGUGCAACGAUUUAGUCACGAACUAAAAGAAGUCGAAGAUAAUCUGAGAAAAGACCUAAGUGCAACUUUGGAUCUUAUGGAAACGACACAAACAAAUUUAACCUCAACGAGAAUGGAAUUAGGAAACACGAAAUCCGCCGUCGAUAAUCUGACAUCCCAGUUAAAUGACAGAACGAGUGAAAUAGUCGACAUUGGUAAAAUGCCAACCUCAUGUUCAGAUCUGCAGCGAAUGGGACAUAAAUUAAGCGGAUUCUAUUCUGUAAAAGGAUCGAAAAAGAAGAUGGAAAUGGUUUACUGCGACUUUUAUACUAAUCGAAACGACAAACAAAAAACGAUCGGAUACGCCGAUAUUAAAUCAGCGCCCGUCUAUUUCCACGUCCAGAGAAAUACGACAAGCCGCACAAUUAACAGUCCGAUUCCGUUCGAAUUCGCGCGGGUAAACGAGGGAAAUACCAUGAACAUAACAUCAGGAAAAUUCACGGCCCCGCUAACGGGAAUUUACUUCUUCUCAAUCACGGGGAUUUGGUAUAACACAAGUUUACGAUUUUAUUUGAACGGGAAUCCUAUCGGAAGAAGCCAGGGCUACGGGGGUAGUCUGUCGUUGACCUUCCAGUCGACGUUAAACUUGAAAAAAGACGAUCAAAUCUGGGUGCAAAUUGAGGGAAACUAUUUAGCUGAUGACGGUAACCACCACACUCAUUUCACUGGCUUGAUGUUGGAGGAAGAACUCGCCGACUUCGCGAUUUCAUAAUCCUCCAACAUGCGCAAAAAGAUCUUUGAUUGACAACUGACCCGUUAAUAAUUUUUUUCUAGGGUAAUAAAAGGGGAAAUGGUAGAAAAUGCAUUCGAUGCUAAUUCAUUAAGAUGUGGGAAUUUCUUUACACAAAAUUUUACUGUUUAUGCAAAAUUUUGAAUAAAACAAUCAAUGAAUUGAAAA